ACCCUUGAGCUUUAUCAGCUCAAGCAUGCAACAAGGAAGCCAGUGCAGAUGGUUCAAGGUAAAGCACACAACAGUGGGCUUAAAACUAAACCGGAGUUCCCCCCUUGUGAAGAAGGGAUGAAGGGAAGAGGAGCGAGUGGGAGGGGGAGUGACAGAGGGAUGGAUAAGAAAACAUAACACGCCGAAGGCUUGGAGUGAGCACUGAUGAGGACACUGUCACUAAAAUCAACAGCAAUGUCAGCCAGCGUCCUCUACUACGGGGAACAUCACAACUGCACCGAUGUGGACAGACUGAUGAAGCGCUACUACCUGCCGGUCUGCUACAGCAUCAUCUUUGUCGUGGGCCUGGUCGGCAACAUUACGUGCAUUAGCAUUUACCUGACCAAGCUGCGUCCCUGGAAGAGCAGCAGCAUUAUCAUGGUCAACCUGGCACUGACUGACCUCCUGUACGUCCUCAGCCUACCCUUCCUGGUCUACUACUAUAACAACGGGGAUUCGUGGACCCUUGGUGAUUUCAUGUGCCGCUUUGUGCGCUUUGGUUUUCAUUUCAACCUGUACGGGAGCAUCCUCUUCCUGACGUGUCUGGCAGUUUUCCGUUACAUGGUGGUGAUUCAGCCUCUGAGGGCAGCACAGGUGCAGCAGAAGGUUUGGGGAAUCAUCGCGUGCACAGCCGUCUGGACCAUCACUGCUGCCGAAAUCACACCGAUAUUGACGGUGAUAUCCUUGGAGGAACGCAACAACAAGACCUACUGCUUGGACUUUGCUAGCGCCAUAGCUGUCCAGGUGUGGUGGUACGGCUGGCUGCUCACUGCAAUCGGAUUCCUACUCCCCCUUGCGGUGGUAUGCAUGUGUUACAUCGGUAUAGUAAAGCAGUUAGCGAAAGGGCCCUCCACGUCCAGUCCGUUUAGGAAGCGCGCGCGGCGUGUGACCGUGUUGAUCCUGGUGGUGUUUGUGGUGUGCUUCAUGCCGUAUCACAUCUUGCGUAUUUUGCGGAUACAAACUAGAACCACGGAAGAGACGUCGUGCAUGAUGGAGCGCAUCGUGCAUGCAGCGUAUAUUAUCUCCAGGCCUCUGGCUGGUGUCAACACGUUUUUUAACCUGGCUCUGUACACUCUGUCAGGGGAUACGUUUAGGCGGGCCUUCAUCAGCACCUUUUACCGAGAAAACUGGCUGACAAAGGCCAGGUCAGUGCUCCACCUCACCAUCAUCAGCAAGGCAGCCCCUGACACGCAAGCUGCGUGAAUGACCUCUGACUGACCCCUGACUGUCCAACACCACAGUUCACUUCCAUCUCUUUUGUGGAACGACUUUAAGUCUUCUGACUCAGACGCGAUGCCGGGAAAGCUGCAUGAUCUCCAUUGUAUGCUUCCCAGACACAAUAAAUAGUUUCUUAUGCCAGCGCCUGAAAUGUAAAUAAGAUAAAGAUAAGAUUAAAGCUGAUAGAAGUGCAUGUAAAGGGUUUACAAGUGUGAGUAUAAUUUACAGGCGAGAUGAUGUCAUACAUUGUUUGUUCAUAAAACCAGGAAGUGAGUUAGCAUUCCUAGGCUGGGGUUUCCUGUCAUCACGUUAAUAAUUUAUAUAGAGAUAGUCCUUUUUGUUUUAUUUAUGUGAAGUACACUGAAUUGCUCCUGUAAAUGGAAUGUAUAGAAAUGCUGUUUUGCUAACUUGCUAUUGUUAUUUCCUGUCACUUCCCCCUGGUUUAUUGUGUGUUGAUACCGUAUGUAGUUUGUCUUUGUUUUUACACCUAUGUGUCUUAACCAUGAAGCUGUCUUAUGUUUCAAAGACUACACAGUUUUAACUUCAUGAAUAACAAGUGUUCCUAGUUUAAAAGUCAUACAGGUGUGUGGGACUAUGGAUUAUUAUAUUGUGUUUGUAUUUGUUGUUCAGUUCAAAAGAUUAAAAUGUGUUUUAAUGCAACUCUUCA
Messenger RNA from Eleginops maclovinus (Patagonian blennie), 1924 nucleotides. Its product is annotated as 2-oxoglutarate receptor 1-like. The coding region runs from base 205 to 1242 and encodes 345 amino acids. The record is from RefSeq and is a predicted model, not a curated record. Gene Ontology annotation, biological process: G protein-coupled receptor signaling pathway. Gene Ontology annotation, cellular component: plasma membrane. NCBI's taxonomy places the organism in Eukaryota, Metazoa, Chordata, Actinopteri, Perciformes, Eleginopidae. Gene Ontology annotation, molecular function: G protein-coupled receptor activity. The transcript is spliced from 2 exons.